Molecule: messenger RNA, 1674 nt
Organism: Nannospalax galili (Upper Galilee mountains blind mole rat)
Lineage: Eukaryota; Metazoa; Chordata; Mammalia; Rodentia; Spalacidae
Gene: Slc22a20
Product: solute carrier family 22 member 20, pseudogene
Exons: 10
Coding region: 3-1673 (556 amino acids)
Biological process (GO): transmembrane transport
Cellular component (GO): membrane
Molecular function (GO): transmembrane transporter activity
Source: RefSeq, a predicted model, not a curated record
CCAUGGCCUUCACAGACCUGCUGGAUGCCCUGGGGGGUGUGGGUCGCUUCCAGAUUGUCUAUACGGCCUUGCUCCUGCUGCCCUGUGGCCUGCUGGCCUGUCACACCUUCUUACAGAACUUCACAGCUGCCUCGCCCCCACACCACUGCCAACACCCUGCCAGCCACACAGAGGCUGCCGCCAAUGAUUCCGGGGUCUGGCUGAGGGCCACCAUACCUCUGGACCAGCAUGGGAUCCCUGAAUCAUGCCAGCGUUUCAUAGAACCUCAGUGGUCCCUUCUGAGACUCAACACUUCCACCUACGAGGCACCCACAGAGGGCUGCAAGGAUGGCUGGGUCUUUGAUCGAAGUGUUUUCCCAUCCACUAUCGUGAUGGAGUGGGACCUGGUGUGUGAGGCCCGAACCCUCCGGGACCUGGCUCAGUCCGUCUACAUGGCCGGGGUGCUUGUAGGGGCCGCCUUGUUUGGCAGCCUUGCAGACAGGCUGGGCCGCAAAGCUCCCCUGGUCUGGUCGUACCUGCAGCUGGCAGUUUCUGGGGCCGCCACAGCGUAUGUGGGCUCCUUCAGUGCCUACUGUGUCUUCCGGUUCCUGAUGGGCAUGACCUUCUCCGGCAUCAUCCUCAAUUCCCUCUCGCUGGUUGUGGAAUGGAUGCCGACUCGGGGCCGGACAGUGGCGGGCAUCUUGCUGGGCUUCUCCUUCACCAUGGGCCAGCUCAUCCUGGCUGGCGUGGCAUACCUGAUCCGGCCCUGGCGGUGGCUGCAGUUCGCAGUCUCAGCUCCUUUCCUGAUCGUUUUCCUGUAUUCUUGGUGGCUGCCAGAGUCCUCCCGAUGGCUCUUCCUUCACGGCAAGUCCCAGCAAGCUGUGCAGAACCUGCGGAAGGUGGCGGUGAUGAACGGCGGGAAGGAGGAUGGGGAAAGGCUGACCACAGAGGUGGUAAACUCCUACAUCCAGAGUGAGUUUGCAAGUGUCCGCACCUCCAACUCCAUCUUGGACCUCUUCCGGACCCCAGCCAUCCGAAAGGUCACAUGCUGUCUCAUGAUGGUCUGGUUCUCCAACUCCGUGGCUUACUACGGCCUGGCCAUGGACCUGCAGAAGUUCCGGCUCAGCAUCUACCUGGUACAAGCCCUGUUUGGGAUCAUCGACAUCCCAGCGAUGCUGGUCGCCACCACCACCAUGAUUUACGUGGGCCGGAGGGUCACAGUGGCCUCCUUCCUCAUCCUGGCCGGGCUCAUGGUCAUUGCCAAUUUGUUUGUACCUGAAGACUUGCAGACCCUUCGGACUGUGCAGGCAGCGCUGGGCAAAGGCUGCUUGGCCAGCUCCUUCAUCUGUGUGUACCUGUUCACAGGAGAGCUGUACCCUACAGAGAUCAGGCAGAUGGGAAUGGGUUUUGCCUCCGUCAAUGCCCGCCUUGGGGGCUUGGCAGCGCCCCUGGUCGCCACACUGGGAGAAAUCAGCCCUGUUCUGCCACCCGUGGUCUUUGGUGCCAUUUCAGUCUUGGCUGGGAUGGCUGUCACCUGCUUCCUGACGGAGACUCGAAACAUGCCACUGGUGGAGACCAUUGCCGCGAUGGAGAUGAGAGUCAAAGAAGGCCCUUCCCAAAAAGACGCAGAAGAGAAGAGCGAGGAAAUUUCUCUUCAGCAGCUGGGGGCUUCUCCCCUCAAGGAAACCAUCUAAG